Messenger RNA from Carassius gibelio (silver crucian carp), 2952 nucleotides. Its product is annotated as beta-1,4 N-acetylgalactosaminyltransferase 2-like. The coding region runs from base 1 to 1290 and encodes 429 amino acids. The transcript has 10 exons. Gene Ontology annotation, biological process: UDP-N-acetylgalactosamine metabolic process; UDP-N-acetylglucosamine metabolic process. The record is from RefSeq and is a predicted model, not a curated record. Lineage: Eukaryota; Metazoa; Chordata; Actinopteri; Cypriniformes; Cyprinidae.
AUGAGUAUUGGGCCUUUUCGCAAUGAGAAUCCAGCACCCUGUACUUGCCAAAAGACAAAUCCAGCAAACCAGUUCGUGUCAGAAGACGAGAUGGAUGACCUGCAGAAACGCCGGGCAGAAGAGUUCAGACAACACCAGAUCAGAUCAGGUAAAGAAAAUGAUGUUCUUCUUCUCGUCCCGGCCAACACACCGCUCCAGUAUCCGAUGAGAGGAUUCAGAGUAACUCCCAUGAAUAAAACACUCAUUCCUGGUCUAGCACUGCAAACACAAAAGAGAGCGGUUUACAAGGUUUCUCUAAGGGUGCAUAAAGGAGUGCUUUCAGUGAUGAAUGUCCAGGAAGGAGAGCAGGUGGAGGGCCAGAAUGAGCAACAUCUGAGCAUCUCAUCCAGCAGCCUCCAACAGCUCAACGACCUGCUGAGCAGACUGACCUACACCAGCACCAUCUACCACAUCAAGACAGAAGACCUCGCGUACUUCUCUUUUGAGAAUCAUGAGGUCAUAUUCCCGAUUGAGAUCAGACGUUUGUCAGUUCCUGUUCUGUUUGACAUGGGAAAAGAUGUGAACUCUCAGGUGACUGUGCUAGUAAAAGCAUUUCUGCGUUACAAUGAACUAAAUGUCCUCAUCAACAGUAUCCGUGUGAACUACCCAAAAAUAAAGAUCAUUGUUGCUGAUGACAGUCUGAACCCAGAGAAGGUGGUCGGUGACAAUAUAGAGCACUACAUAAUGCCCCCAGCACAGGGCUGGUUUGCAGGAAGAAAUCUGGCAGUGUCGCAGGUCACCACUAAAUAUUUCCUGUGGGUGGAUGAUGACUUUGUGUUUCUCAAUGAGACGCGCAUUGAGAGCUUUGUGAACAUUAUGGAAGCCGUUCCUGAACUAGAUGUGGUUGGUGGUCAGGUAGGAGGAAAUCAGUUUGCCUUCCAGCUGAAAUACGAGGAAGGGAACAGUGAGGAAGGCGGCUGUAUCACGCGUGUAACUCGUACCCAUGCGCCCCUGCCGGGUUUCAACGGCUGCUUCUUUGCAGAUGGAGUCGUCAACUACUUCCUGGGCCGGACGGAGGCUGUGCGGAGGGUCGGUUUUGACCCAUUCCUCAAAAGAGUGGCUCACACUGAAUUCUUCAUUGAUGGGCUUGGAGAUUUAUUAGUUGCCACCUGUAAAGGUCUCAGUAUUGGUCAUCAAAAACACAGUUCCACGAACAAGUAUGGUUCCUACAGGCAUCCUCCCAGAAGUGAUUCACAGGCGAAGAUGACCCACCAUUUUUUUAAGAACCAUCUGAAAUGCAUCAAAUACUAAGGAGCAUUUGAGGUGAAACAUGCCAUGCCUCACACCUCAUUAAUCAUUGGAUGUUUUUUUUUUUUUUUUUUUUUUACUCUACAAAUCAAAGGUUUGGAUCUACUUAUUCACAAGAAAGCUUGUUUUUACCAUGGAAUAAAAAAACUUGCUAUUUUUCAAAAUUCUGAUUUUUUUUCUUCGCUAUUCUGAUUUUACAUCUCAAAAUGUAGACUCUUUUUCAGAUUUUUGGAUUUAAAUUUCUUGUAACUUUUUUUCUCUCAUAAUUCUGAGUCCGUAUUCUUUUUUCUUUUUUUCCCCACAAUUUUUGCCUUUUUUUUUAAUUGUAAGUUUAUAUCACAAUUAUGACUCUUUUUUUAUUUUUCUCUCUAAAUCACAAGAAAAAAGUCAAAAUUAUGAAUUGUGAGAUAGAAACCCAGUAUUGCGAGAUAUAUCCUUGCAAAAAUUGCAAUUGCCUAUUCAAUCUUUUAGUCCAUGGUGAAAACAUGCUUACAAAGUCAUUAAAUCUAUAAAAGUACAGAUGGAAGAAUGAGAAUUAUAUAGUGAACAAACAUAUUUACUAAACUUAAUGUUUUCAUGGUCUGUCAGUGAGAACUGGUUGACUGGGCUUGAUUUUCCUUUCCUUUCAUAUCCACUCCAAAAGGUUUUUUUUUUUUUUUUUUACUUAAUUUAAUUUGUGCAAAUGAAGUAAUGGCCUAUGGGUUGGAUGUUCAUGUGGGUAACUGGUAAUGAUUUCAGGAUAAGGAGGGUGAAAAUGAGUGUUACAUUCCUGUUUUUUUAUAAGUGGAUCAUACACAAUUUUUAUAAGUGAAGUAUAUAAAAGUGUACGCUGCUAAAUAUUACAAUUAUGCUGGGAGUUCAUUUAAUUUUUUUUUUUAAAUGUUAUUGCUUAUUUUUAGAACAUUCAAAGGUAGUUCAUUCAGAAAUAAUGUUCAUAACAAUGGUAGUGUUAGCAAAGUGUUCUUACUUUGUUAGCUGGGAUAGCACAUUAACAAGUGAACUGAAAACAAGUGUUGCAGUUCCUGUGAAUCACCUGUUUACUGUACACACUCUCAGAAUUGUUUUUUACAAAAACUGUCACUGGGGGGAUGUUGGGUGGUACUACCCCGUGACAGUUUUUGUACCAAAUUUUUUCUGAGAGUGUAGGAUUAAACUCAAGUUCAUUUUUGCUUGAGGUAGAAUUUUUUUUUUAAAAUAUAUUUUGAUGGCGUAACCUGCAUAUUACUUAUUUAUAUAAUAGUCAGAUUUGUAUUUUAUUUGAUCAAAUCAACAGGCCUGCAAAGUCAAGUCAAGUCAAGUGACCUUUAUUUAUAUAGCGUUUUAAACAAAAUACAUUGCGUCAAAGCAACUGAACAACAUUCAUUAGGAAAACAGUGUAUCAAUAAUGCAAAAUGAUAGUUAAAGGCAGUUCAUCAUUGAAUUCAGUGAUGUCAUCUCUGUUCAGUUGAAUAGUCUCUGUGCAUUUAUUUGCAAUCAAGUCAACGAUAUCGCUGUAGAUAAAGUUACCCCAAAGUCAUCAUUGUCACAAAUGUCAAAGUGUCAUCGGUUUUUGGUCUUUGCAUGUUUACUGGAACAAUAUUGUCACUAAAUACACUGCAGUGCCAAUAAAGAUUCAAUGCUCUGUUGUCAUUUUAUUUUUUUAGAAAAUUAUUUAUUUGUUUCUAG